UACGUCUAUGGUGUACACUGUCUGUAUGAAAAGGGCAGCUUCCUGCUUGCCGUAGUUGUAGCCGGCUACGUUGGCAACAUGGCGACUUCGGAUGUCCACGUCCGAGUGUGUGAGCAAGAAAUACUCAAAUAUGACUUGGAAAUCAAGGCUCUCAUCCAGGACAUUACGGAGUGCGACGGCCCUCAGAGCAAGCUGACAGAAAUAAACACGGACGUGAAAAAGCACUUUCACAACCUCAGAUUAAGGAUUCAGGACUUUGAGCGGAUGGCGAUGGAACAAGACAGAGAGUCGGACAAGCAGGCUUUGCUCAGUCAAGUAGAGGGACACAGAAAGCAGAUGCUGAGCAACCAGACGGCCUGGAGGAAAGCCAACCUCGCCAGCAAACUGUCCAUGGACAAAAUGGAGAAGCAGGCACUGCUUAAUGGAGCCGAUGGCGACGUGAGGAAGAGGAAGAUGACCAAAGAGGGCCUCGCCCAAAGUGCCAGUGACAUUACAGAGAACCUCAUGAGCAUCAGCCGGAUGAUGGCCCAGCAGGUUCAGCAGAGCGAAGACUCCAUAACAACACUAGCAACCUCGUCGAGAACGAUCCAAGAGACGAACGAGGAGUUCAAAGCCAUGACUGGGACCAUCCAGCUGGGCAGGAAGCUCAUCACCAAGUACAACCGCAGGGAGCUCACUGACAAGCUGCUCAUCUUCUUGGCGUUGGCUCUGUUCUUUGCGACGGUUCUCUACAUCCUCAAAAAGAGGCUGUUCCCUUUCCUGUAG
Poecilia reticulata (guppy) is the source of this 765-nucleotide messenger RNA. It is a transcript of the gene bnip1a, whose product is annotated as BCL2 interacting protein 1a. Gene Ontology annotation, molecular function: SNAP receptor activity. Lineage: Eukaryota; Metazoa; Chordata; Actinopteri; Cyprinodontiformes; Poeciliidae. The record is from RefSeq and is a predicted model, not a curated record. Gene Ontology annotation, cellular component: SNARE complex; endoplasmic reticulum. Gene Ontology annotation, biological process: retrograde vesicle-mediated transport, Golgi to endoplasmic reticulum.